UUACAUUUAUUAUUUUUAGUUACUUGUUUAAUUUAGCUGGUUCUCUUUCAUGUUCUGGUUGUCUAGGUCUCCUCUGUGUGUCCUCCCCUGUGUUCCCUUUGUGUAGUCAGUCAUGUUAGUUUCUCUCUCACUCUAUCUUUGUCUCACUCUCACACUCUGAAAGAUUUGGCUGGGUACUGUAAACUACAGUACGUGAAGUGCCAGACAUUGUCAUAGUCAUUCUCUAAUAUCAUUUGUGAGCUCUGAGUAAAGCUUUGAUGUCAUUGGCAACUGAUAGUACAAUUACAUCAAUGUACUUGCGCCCUCAUAUGCAUACUCAAGUAGUUACACUGUGAGACAAACCACCUCAUGCCUGUGAACUACCUGUGGAAACCAAAAAAAGAUUCUUUGGCAAUUUUGGCAUGGCAAAUAUACAGAGGCAAAAGGAAAAACUAAAUAACUAUUCAAGAAUUAAACAUCUUGUUUUAGUUAUGAGUGUAUAUUAUUUAGGAACAAGUGUAUCCAUGAGAGCAACAACUGAUGUUUCAGUCAGCUAGUUUCUCAAGAGGGAGAGGAACAGUUGGGUUUUCUGCAUUACAAAAUUGUCAGUUGUGAUGUGUUACAUAGUUAACUGUAUGUAUCAUCAGGAGGAUUGCAAAUCAAUUAAAAAUUAAGAAUUUGUCAUUACAAAACAGCUCGUUAAACUUUGUAAUUUGUAUUUGAGCCACUAAAUGAUUUUUCAGAAGAAGUGUUUGUGGAGUUUCCAGCUGUUCAGUUAGCCUGUUUAAUUACAGUGGACAUGGCAGGAUUUCCCCUCUCCAUCAUUAAAACUUUCAUUAUUAACAUACUAAAAGUUUCUUACAUCACAGGUUAGUCGAGGAGGUUACUAAGAGACAAUUUAUCUGUUACACUGAUAAAUGAGAGUGCUUGUCUGCUUACUAAGCUCUAAACAUUGGGGGGGUCAAGAUCUCUUUCUAAAUAAAUAAAUAAAUCAGGGUAAAUUCCCAGAUGAUUAAACAUGCAACUAUUUUGCAGGUAAUACCUGAAACGAGUGAAGAAAGUCAACAGCCUAUUUAUGCAAGAUAAGUCAUAAUUUUAUUGUGUGGGGUGUAUUUUGGUUGGGUCUGAUUGUAAAGGAUGAAUCUAAACAGGCAUGAGUGAAGCUUUGUGAUAAAACACUGUUUGAGAUGAAAGGCGAUAGAUUGCUUUGGAUUUUCAGAUUUCAAGGACUGCCUGCCUGCCUUGCUCUGACUGAACACCACUAAAUUGUAGUGCAUACAGUACAAUAAAGUUUUAAAUGUUUGGAUUGUUAAUCUAAAUAUUACAUUAUGUGUCUGUUUGUUUGACAGUAGACAAAAAGAAGAAAAAUCUUAAUUAAGCUUGCUCUGUUGCACAAUGUAAUGGGCAGUCAGCUGCUGUUAGUGAUACUGAAGAGUAAGAAGCAUAGUAGUAAAUACAUUAAGAGUGAUCUACACAAUGCUCCAAAGUCGCACGUCAGGAGUGUUUCACUUUUUCAGUUUUCAAGCGCUCCAGAGAGGUCACGAGCAUUCUCCCUUUUUAGAUGACAUAACUGAGUGGUUAUGCAUGUCUAACACAAAAAGUCAAAAUUGGACAAAAGGAUAAUCCAUCCAUCCAUUUAUGGACACGUCUGCUGAGAAGAUGAUGUCUUACGAUAUUAUAUGAUACGUGAUUACUCUUAAAUUGAUUUCAAGAAGUGAUUUUUUUAACUAUAUUUCCUACCUUCCCAAUUACAAAUAUUUACAAACUCAUUUGAAAAAAAAGUGUCAAUGCUUUGUGAAAUCUAAAUAAAACAGAAUGCAAAUCAGGCAACUCUUAUUUAAAUAGGAAAAUUGAUAGUCUGUCCCAGUAAUAAUGAUUAUGGGCAGAACUUUGUGCUGUCAGAAACUGAAUUUGUAUAAGUUAAAUUCAAAUUUGAAUUGUUCAGAUUGAAUCUGAAUUGUAACUUGAAUAAAUGCUUUUUAGAACUGAAUUUGAAUAAGCCUAAUUUGAAGUUCAAUGUAUUGGUUUGAAAAUUAUCGUCACUAAAUUGAAAUUGAAUUUUAUAUUUUGAAAAUGAAUUCAUUUGCUUUAAAACUUUAUUUUAUCCUUUAAAAAUGUAGCUCUUGAAUAAUUUCAGUUUCACUUCUCACCAUUCAGUUUCAGUUCCUAAGUUCAGUUUUUUGGGAUGUACAUCCAGUUCCGGUUCCAGAGUAAUCGAAUAGAACUACGUUUUAGCGAGGUGUACAGAAGGCAUUGAUUAGAUGCCUGAACCACCUCUGUUAUAAUUUGGCGUGGACAGAGACACCACACAUGAAGACACAGUGGUGGGAGUCACCGCACCGAGUGCUCCGAUUACACUAGACAUUCGGUUUUCUUGAUGCACAUACAUGCACACAGAUGUACAUAAAAAAAAAAAAUCAGGUCCAUGUGAAAGGGAAAUAUUUGUAUGUAUUUUUAAGCCCAGGACUGGUAAAUGUGUUGUUUGAGUGCUGCAGUUUGUUUUUGGUGCUCUAAAGUUCAGAGUUGUUCAGUAUUACUGCUCUGUUACUUUCAUGUAAGAAAAAACGAAAGAAAGAAAUCAAAAGGAGAAGUGUUUCAGAAGGAUAACCAAUGUGAAGUGUUUUUGUAAACCACAGGCUUUAGUUGAAUUUUCUGUUCUGAUAAAUGACAUGAUGCAGCAGCCUUUCUUCUCAGUCAUGGAGGGCAGAGAGAAGAGAGUGCUUCAUUUCUUGAUCCUCGGUAAAACAGAUUUUCCAUAAUGUUUAAUGCUUUUCUUUAUUGUAGAGACAGUAUGAAAAAGUAUUUCAGACACAGUUAUCAAUUUAAGUAUUCAUCACUUUACAACAACUUUUCUUACAGUAUUUUUAGCCUGAAUAACUGUUGUGAUCAUAUUCUAUGUUUUCAUUUUCCCAUAGUUGCUUAUCUCGUGGCCUCACCUUCACCUUCUGCAGGUCAGAUCAGAUUAGCUGGAUCUGGGUCCACUCGGUGCUCUGGAAGAGUUGAAAUCUAUAACUCUUUACGUCACUCCUGGGGAACAGUCUGUGAUGAUGGCUGGUGGGACUUAAAAGAUGCUGAGGUGGUCUGUAGAGAGUUGGGCUGUGGGAUAGCGCUGCAGACCCAGUGGUCUAAUCAUUUUGAUCAAGGUAGAGUAAAUGCCUUCCGCAGUAAUGUGGGCUGUUCAGGAAGUGAAACUUCUCUAGAUAAUUGUUUUUACGCCACCCCACUUAGUUACAAUUACUGUAACCAUGGUCAGGAUGCUGGCGUUGUCUGUUCAGAAACCCUCCCAGAGCCCACCAUCUCCUUGUACAGUAAUGAGGUCACCUGGGGUCAGGGCAUCAGCAUCACUUGCUCAGUCUCAGAUAAGUUCUCAGGUGGAACUUUUAUCCUCCAGAAGACUUCAGGCUCAUUCAGUCAGAGUCAAACAUCCUCUACGAGCUCUGUUACAUUCAACCUUCAUAAUGUGAACUUCGAUCAUGAUGGACUGUACCAGUGUCAGUACAUGAAAACAAGCCGAAGGUUCAACUCUUCCUCUGUUAGACUCUCUGUUACUGUGAGUUUUCCAAAACCCAGUAUCUCCAUUUGCCCUGUUGGUGAGGUGACCUGGGGUCAGACUGUUGAAAUCACAUGUUCAGUCUCAACUCAGGUUUUAGGUGGAUCGUUCACUCUGAGUCAAAUUCAGGGUUCAUUCACGAGGAGCCAAACCUCCAACACAAACUCUGCUACCUUCAAUAUUCCUAACGUGGACUUUGAUAACGAGGGAUUGUACCAGUGUCAGUAUAAGAAAAGAGGCUCACGUCGUGAAUUUAGCUCCCCAUUAAGUGAUUCGGUCAGACUCUCUGUUACUGUGAGACUGCAGACACCCAGCAUCUCCCUGACCUCUCCUAGUGCAGGUCUGGUCUGGGGUCCUGAAGGUGCAGAGAUCACCAGGGGUUACAGUUUUGUCCUCACCUGCUCCGUUAACUCCAGAUUUUCCAGUGGACGUUUCUUUCUCAUCUUCUCUGACUCCAACAUCACAGACAGCAAGCCAGCAGUCAACAACUCAGCCUCCUUUAGUUUCCCUGUAGCUGAGUAUGAACACCAAGGCAACUACAGCUGUGUGUAUGAAGUCACAGUGUCCACACAGACAUUCAAUUCUACUGCAACAGCACCCAUUACUGUCAUCAUUAAAUUUCCUUGGAUGCUGAUGGUCUCAACUGUAGUUCGUGUGGUCCUGUUGCUCCUGCUGGUCUUAUUGGUGGUCUUACUGGUGCUCAGGAGAAGGAGACAAACACAGCAGGCCCACAUCCACACCACAGUGACUCUAAAAACCUGUAAUGAAGAAGAUGACGUCAGUGAUAAGAAGAGAGGAUCUAUAUGAAUGUUGAGACAGUGAACAUGUAUUGUGAUGAAUUAUUAUUGCUGUUGCAUUUUAGCCAGUCAUAAAUACGGAGGAAAAAAACAAACAUUUGAACCUAUUACAGAUUACACAUUUGGAAUUUUUGUCUCAUAAUACUGCCUGAUAAACUUCAGUGAAUAUAGUCCAAUAUUAUGUAGCACAAUAUAGUACGUUUGGUAACUGAUUUUUUGUGUCUGUAAAAUGACAGUGAAAUGUGUUAUUUGUAAUUGUGUGAUACUUUAACCCAGGUGUGUCAAGUCCAUAAAGAGUCACAUGGGGAAAUAAAAAUCACAUCAAUGGCA
Oreochromis niloticus (Nile tilapia) is the source of this 4656-nucleotide messenger RNA. RefSeq names its product scavenger receptor cysteine-rich type 1 protein M130. The coding region runs from base 2738 to 4336 and encodes 532 amino acids. Gene Ontology annotation, molecular function: serine-type endopeptidase activity. The record is from RefSeq and is a predicted model, not a curated record. The transcript is spliced from 7 exons. Lineage: Eukaryota; Metazoa; Chordata; Actinopteri; Cichliformes; Cichlidae. Gene Ontology annotation, cellular component: plasma membrane. Gene Ontology annotation, biological process: zymogen activation.